AUGAACUACCUUUCGCUCCUCAUCCCUUUCGCCUACCUAGGCAUCCUCCUCACCUCGCUCGCCACAUUCUCCUCCUUAUACCGCAAGCGAAAAGCUCGUUCGUCUUCCCCCCCAACCCUUUCUCCAAUCCCCGGAAAAUCAAACGAACCAACUAACCAUUUCCCUUUCCCCGUUCCAGAAAAAUCCCUAAGCCUGUCCCCCUACUUCCCCGCCCACACCGCGCGGGACAUCUACCUGUCGCUGCUGCACCUGAGCGACCACGACGGCUCGGCGGCCAAGGUGCCGGACUCGCUCCUCCGCGCCGCCCUGCUCGCGCGCUGCACCGAGGACAUCCACCGCAUCGUGCACAUCCGCACGCGCAAGCAGGCGCUCAACACGCUGCUGAAACGCGGCUGCGUCGGCGACGAGAUCUGGCAGCGCCUGUUGCGCGCCGAGGCCGAGCUCGAGCUCGAGGUCAAGGAUUGCGUGCAGGAGGCAAACGCAUUCUCGCCCAACUGGGGGACCACGAUCUUCCAAUCCGCCAACGAGAUGGCGAACAAUGACAUGUUGAAGCAGCGGCUCGAGGGCAUCUUUGCGAGCCUGCCCGCCGAGAAGAGGGAGUGGGAGCGCCGACGCCAGAGGAUGAGGGAGGGCUUUUUGAGGGAGUUAGAGGCCGGCGCGGAGAAAGGCACCGCGGCAGAGAGCAGGAAGGAGUCGCUUGCUGCGACGGCGGCGGCUGGGAGGGGGAGUAGUGAUGAGGAUGCGGUCCUCGUCGAGAAGGGUGGCGAGGCUGCCGCUUCGUCGAAUAUUGGCGCAGGAGGGGGAGGUGGUGCUGGAGGGGGAGGGAAGGGCAAGAAGAAGAAAGGGAAGAAAUAA
Molecule: messenger RNA, 855 nt
Organism: Endocarpon pusillum Z07020
Lineage: Eukaryota; Fungi; Ascomycota; Eurotiomycetes; Verrucariales; Verrucariaceae
Exons: 2
Coding region: 1-855 (284 amino acids)
Biological process (GO): post-translational protein targeting to membrane, translocation
Cellular component (GO): Sec62/Sec63 complex
Source: RefSeq, a predicted model, not a curated record